Silurus meridionalis is the source of this 3266-nucleotide messenger RNA. RefSeq names its product transmembrane protein 184C (gene tmem184c). Gene Ontology annotation, molecular function: transporter activity. Bases 178 to 1530 code for a protein of 450 amino acids. Gene Ontology annotation, biological process: transport. The record is from RefSeq and is a predicted model, not a curated record. The transcript is spliced from 10 exons. Lineage: Eukaryota; Metazoa; Chordata; Actinopteri; Siluriformes; Siluridae.
GUUAGCAUGAGCGCUAACCCGUUUCAAGCUGCGUUUGUUUACAAUGAAUCAGCUGAUUAGGGUCAGGGUUCCUCCGAGUUCUUUAGUGUUUCUCAGAAGCCUGUGUGAUAUUCCAGCACAGCGGAUCUCUAGCUGUAUGUGAGGAGGAAGAAAGGAAGAAGAAUUGAGCAGGAGAAGAUGCCGUGCACUUGUGGGAACUGGAGGAGAUGGAUCAGACCUCUGGUGGUGCUCCUCUACAUCUUGCUCCUGUUGGUGGUUCUCCCUCUGUGCAUAUGGGAGCUGCAGAAGUCCGAGGUUGGCACCCACAACAAAGCCUGGUUCAUCGCCGGCAUUUUUGUGUUCAUGACAAUUCCCAUAUCACUUUGGGGGAUACUUCAGCAUCUAGUGCACUACACCCAGCCUGAGCUGCAGAAACCUAUCAUCAGGAUAUUAUGGAUGGUUCCGAUAUACAGCUUGGAUAGCUGGAUUGCUCUGAAGUACCCGAAAAUCGCGAUCUACGUGGACACGUGCAGGGAGUGCUACGAAGCCUACGUCAUUUACAACUUCAUGAUUUUCCUGCUAAACUACCUGGAGAAGCAGUAUCCCAACCUGGUGCAGAUGCUGGGGGCGCAGGAACAGCAGAAACACCUGCCGCCGCUCUGCUGCUGCCCGUCCUGGCCCAUGGGAGAGGUCCUGUUGCUGAGAUGUAAGCUGGGUGUCCUGCAGUACACAGUCGUAAGACCCUUCACCACAGUCGUGGCAAUGAUCUGUCAACUUUGCAACGUUUAUGAUGAAGGCAACUUCAGCUCCAAAAAUGCCUGGACCUAUUUAGUGAUCAUAAACAACGUCUCCCAGCUCUUUGCCAUGUACUGCCUGGUGCUGUUCUACAAAGCGUUAAGAGAAGAACUCGGGCCGAUCAAACCUGUGGGCAAAUUCCUGUGUGUCAAACUCGUCGUGUUCGUCUCCUUCUGGCAGGCGGUGCUCAUUGCGUUACUUGUAAAGGUUGGAGUGAUUUCAGACUCUCACACGUGGGACUGGGACAACGUGGAGGCCGUGGCCACAGGACUGCAGGACUUCAUCAUCUGCGUGGAGAUGUUUCUGGCUGCCAUCGCUCAUCACUUCAGCUUCACAUACAAGCCGUAUAUUCAGGAAGCAGAGGAAGGAUCCUGCUUCGAUUCCUUUUUGGCCAUGUGGGACAUGUCGGACAUACGGGCCGACUUUUCGGAGCAAGUGCGCAACGUCGGCCGAACGGUUAUGGGUCGUCCCAGGAAGAGCUACUUUACCCGUGACGCAGAGCGCGACGAACACCGGGGGCUCCUGUCCUCCGGCUCUCAGGACGCCACCGAGGCUUCCUCCACUCCUCCAUCUCCAUCGGGCCGUUAUCAGGGUCUGGGACACACCCGACCCCCUCACUCCCACUCUGCCCCUGCCCAACUCUGCUCCACCCCCUGGGAGGGAGACGUAGACGACGUAGACGACAUCACUCCCACCGUGCUCUCUGAGGAUCCCAAACACCACCAGGCGCACACAGACUACGCCCAGAUCACUUAACACCUUAUUCCCCGGGAACAGCAGCUUCAAAAGGGCACAGGGAUUUCAGUCCAUCCAGGGAUUUUAUUUUGUGGGGGGGGUUUUAUUUCUAUUGACUAAACAUUUAAAAAAUGUUUUUUUUAAUAUUCAGCCUUUCGUUCCUCUGCAGAAAUGCAUGUUUAAUAUUUUAGUCACCCCCUGUUCUCUUCACAAUAUUGUGAGGUUGCGGUAAUAAAAUAUUCUAUAAUAAUUAAAAUAAUCCAACACACACACACACACACACACACACACACACAGUGGCGAAGUGCUGCUUUUGUUCCCCCAUCAUGCCUGAGAAAACUGAACCAUGGCCAAGGAUAAUGAAGCUAACGACUAAGCGGAGGUGCUAAAACUAUACAGCUGUAGCUUUUAGAGGGGUUUCUCCAGUACUACUGUAUUAUGGGAAUAAUACAGCCAACAGUGAUUGACUGAAGGGGAAAGGACGGACAGAUGGGGGAAAAUUAUACAAUCCCUUGUGUUCAGUUCAUUUCACCUCAGCCGGGGUGGGACUGUGGACAAAACCAAAUGGUGGAGAUUGUUAUAUUGUAUGUAGUGUUUUUUUCUAUUGUUGGUCCCACAUCUAAAAACCAGGUGCUGUUUCAUCCAUGUUCAUGGUAAAAUUUUCAGAGUUGCAAAAUUCCAGGAAUUCUCAAGACUGGAAAUUUUCCCUGCGAAUUGCAGAAUAAUUUUGGUUCAAACGACCAGAUUUAAUGCAAUUUCAUUUGAAUUUCUCCAUAACACAGCAUUCGUUUAAUCCUGCGCACAAAAGUCCAUCUUGGCGAGUAUUCAAGGAAAUGACAAAUAUGACAAAUUUACGUUUAAAACUUUAAAACACGCAAGCUUUAGUACAAGAAAAAUUAUACAAAUCAGUCAAAAAUUUCAUUUUUUAAAUCCAUUCUUUUCACGUGCGUCAGAUUACACCGCGUCCGCCAAGUGUUCCAAAAAUGGAUUCAAUGCAUUCAUUAUUUUCCUCAAAAUUCUACAAACAACGUAAUGACGACGUGAAAGAGGCGUGUUUAAAAUCUUUGCAAAUUUAUUACAAAUAAAAAAAAAAAUUAAAUACAAAAAUCGCACAAGUAUUUACAGCUUAUGCUAUGACACUCAAAAUUGAGCUCAUGUGCCAUUUAUAUAGCCAUUUCUUGACCAAAUAGAAUUUUCUCUCAGGAUAUAGCUCAGUAUGAAAGGUAGGGGGCGUGGCUUCCAAUUACCAAAGGCGGAGUUUCGUGUUAGGUACUGUUUAAAUGCUUAGCAAAGCUUACUCUUUAAAUAAAUACGGAACUAUUCCGUUUUUCGGCGAAACAGUUCUCGUAGAAAUGUAAAUACCGACUCGACAGGCCAGAUCGUGAUCGUCUGGAGGAUGUUUCAUUGAAUAAAUAAAAAAACGCAAAUAUUGGAUAGGAAACAUGUCUGGGCUGAUUAGUAAAAAGAUUUUUUUGGUGGUGGGGGGGUGAAAACGGGAGAAAAACUUUUUUUACAUGUAACCAUAAUUAUAUCCAUUAAUAAUAAAGUAUAUAAAAAUAUGAUUAAUUGUAAAUGAUACUGGUGUGAUAUUUAAGAUGACUCGGACAGAUGUUAAUGCCGAGUCCGACUCCUGAUUAUUCACCGCUUUAUAACUGCACUGCUCUGUUAUAGGUGACGGGGAUCUGGGUAGCACGCCUGUCUGUCUUCUUCCAUGUUAUAACAUGUUUAUACACCAUUAAACAUAACAGGACGAUGUA